Molecule: messenger RNA, 1330 nt
Organism: Plectropomus leopardus (leopard coralgrouper)
Lineage: Eukaryota; Metazoa; Chordata; Actinopteri; Perciformes; Serranidae
Gene: p2ry11
Product: purinergic receptor P2Y11
Biological process (GO): calcium-mediated signaling; G protein-coupled receptor signaling pathway
Cellular component (GO): plasma membrane
Molecular function (GO): G protein-coupled ATP receptor activity; neurotransmitter receptor activity
Source: RefSeq, a predicted model, not a curated record
UUUCUUAUCUGAGAUGGUUGUGAUGUUUAAGGAGGUUCUCACACUUUGUUUUCAGACAUAACACAGGAAAUUAACACUUCAUUUUUUUAAGCUUCUUCACAGCACGGAGAAUUACAAACCUGACUUUCGAUAUUGGACGGUACAGACCGUGUGAAAGCAGUUUCAUAACUAAACUUUUCAUCUGAGAGCAAGAUGGAACAUCGUUUUUUCUCCAAAUGUGAGAGGUUUCAAAUAGCCCUGCUGCCCACAAUGUAUGGGAUUGAGUUCCUCGUGGCCCUGGCUGGAAACUUGUUUGCUCUGUGGCUGCUGGUGGUCAGAGAGAGAAGGAACUGGCACACUGGGGUCGUCCUGUCGUGUAACCUGGCCAUCAGUGAUCUGCUGUACGUCCUGACGCUUCCUUUGCUGAUUGUCUACUACUCACUGGAGAAACACUGGGUGUUUGGUGAUGCUAUGUGUAACAUCGAGAGGUUUCUUUUCACCUGCAACCUGUAUGUGAGCAUCUUCUUCAUCAUGGCGAUAAGUGUGAACAGAUGUGUCGCCCUUGCAUGUCCCUUCUUCACCCGAUCCCACGUACGGCCUGCCCACGCCAAGGCUGUCAGUGUCAUUAUCUGGGUCAUUGUAGGAGUUAUUUCCUGCCCUGUGAUGAAAUUUGCCUCAGCUUGCCCUGAUGAAAAAAGUAACAAGACUCUGUGUGUGUCAUUCUGUCAGCCUCAUGUGGAUGAGAGUCAGCACUUCACUUACAAAGUUUUUCUUGCUGUUUUUGGGUGUCUUGUUCCUUUCUUAGUCACUUUCACUUCUUACUGUGUGGUGAUUUCGGUGGUGUGGAAAAAUGUCAGUAUAACCACCAUAGAGAAACGCAAGGUGGCCCUGUUGGUCUCAUCAGUGCUGGUGCUGUAUGCCGUUUCCUUUGUGCCUUACCACGUCUUCCAGCUCUAUUACUAUUAUCAGAGACUUCAUUAUAACCCCAACAACAACAACAACAAAAACAACAACAAUUGCCUGGUCUACGACAUGUACCAGGUGUCCAAGGGACUGGCAACUCUGAACAUGUGUAUCCAUCCAAUCCUGUACAUGGCUUUGUUUGACAGUAUAAGAGUAGCUUGUUGUGGGAGGAGCUCGGAGGACAAAAACAGGGUCACGAUGAGGAAGUGUUGAGUAGCUGCUUGACAGCUUUCCUGUGAAGAUCAUCGUUAUUUCAUGCUGUGAAAUUUUACCUAAUAUUAAUUUUUACACCAUUUUUUUGUUCAUUUGUUUGUUUGUUUACAUCUGAAAUGUACUCAUCUACUUACUUUGAAACAUGAGCAUCUGGAAUAAAGAAAAGUUUUUGAUA